GGCCUAAAGAACUCAAAAACGUCAACACUAAUUUUUGCAGCAAAAUUUUUCUCUGCAUUCUAUAAGUAAUUUUAACUUGAAAAUUCGAGGCUGAAUAUACUUUCAUACAUAUCAGAACUAAAAAGUUAAUUUGGUGGUACUAGUGGAAAGAUUAUGGAUUAAUUUUGUAGUAUAAACUUUGGACAAGUUAUAGUUAUAGUGCGAGAUAUAGUUAUACUGAUAGGUGCAACAAAAACAUAACUGUUGCAGCAGCACCAGCAAUUCUAUUCAGGCGCUAACAACAUUACAAUGGCCUAUCUUCAACAUAAUGGCGACCUGAUAAAUUUGAAUGUUGGAGGACAGCGAUUUUCUACAUCACGUCAAACGCUGACGUGGAUACCAGAUACAUUUUUCACAGCGCUGCUAAGCGGACGCAUUUCGAGUUUACGCGAUGAAACUGGUGCUAUAUUCAUAGAUCGCGAUCCUUCGUUGUUCUCAAUCAUUCUGAACUACUUGCGAACCAAGGAUAUUGACAUCAAAAAUUGCGAAAUCCGCGCAUUAAGGCAUGAAUCGGAGUACUAUGGCAUUACUCCGCUGGUCAAGCGGUUAGCGCUUUGUGAAGACUUGAAUCAUUCAUCAUGUGGCGAUGUACUCUUUUAUGGUUAUUUGCCAGCACCAAUGAUGCCAUCAAAUGAUUCAAUUCAUACAACAGUAUCAUCGACAGGCCCAGUCGUCCUGGAAGACCGUUCUGGUGGUGUUAGCGAUUUACCUUCUUAUAGAUCUUCGAACGGCUCUUAUAAUAUGCCGGCCACAUCAGGACAGAUGGAACCUUGCUUGCCGUCAACUUCAACCGGGGUAAUGUCCGCUUCAAUCGCUAAUGCUCGACCCGGUUCGAUGGUGCGUGUUCCAGAAACAGCAUCUACAUCGAGUAGACAUUCGUCAUCGCAUUCACGGAACUCUUCUUGGGACUUGCGUUGCGGACGACCAAACGUCAAUGUCGGCGGGGAAGUGCGAAAUUGGGGUCCUGCAGUUCCAUCGUCUACACACUCACGUACCGCAUCUCUUGAUUAUAUGCGUCAUUCUAGAAAUUCAUCUGCCGACCUCAAUAAGAUAAUACGGAAUGAUGUAGGCCUAGUAUUCAGCCCAACAUUGACAUCAAACUGGGUCGAUCCACUACGUGUUCAAAUAAUUAAGGCUCAUCAAAACUGGAUUGCAGUAGCAUAUGCCCAUUUCGUAACUUGUUAUCGUGUUAAGGACUCAAGUGGGUGGCAAAUAGUGUUCACAUCACCUCAUAUCGAUGCAACCAUUGAACGUAUGGCGAUCAACUCAAAAGUGAAUACAUCCACAGCUGAACCUACUCCGAGCAAGAUGGUAGCCAUAUCAUAUGGUAGUCAAAUACGACUUUGGAGCAUACAUGAGGGAGGCAAUAAGACCGAUGUCGGAACUUUCAAUUUAAAUGUACGAGUUGAGUAUUUAUUUUUCAUCGGCAGCCAAUUAGUUGCUUUGUCUUCGUCUGGAAAAAUAGGCGUUUGGCACGCAAUGACACAACAUUGGCAAAUUCAGGACUUGGUUCCAGUGUUGUCUUUUGACUCGGCAGGAUCAUUUUUACUUCUUGGCUGUAACAACGGUUCAAUUUAUUAUAUAGAUAUGCAAAAGUUUCCACUUCGUAUGAAGGAUAAUGACUUAUUGGUGACUGAGCUGUAUAAGGAUCCAAACUUGGACCCAAUUACAGCAAUUUCUGUAUAUCUUACUCCAAAAACCUCCAGUAUAAGUGGAAACUGGAUAGAGAUAGCAUAUGGAACGAAAUCGGGUGCAGUGCGUAUUAUUGUACAACACCCGGAGACUGCCGGUCACGGUCCACAUUUAUUUGAAACCUUUACUGUACAUCAAAGUCCCGUAACUAAGGUUACCCUCUCGGAGAAAUAUCUAAUAUCCGUUUGCAGUGAAUAUCAUCACGUACGCACUUGGUCCUUAACACGUUUCCGUGGCAUGCUGUCUACACAACCUGGAUCGACACCAGAGGCCUCCUUUAAAAUUGUGUCACUCGAAGCUACCGAUUCACAUUACAGUUAUGCAGCUGGCAACGAUUUUGGUCCCUACGGCGACUAUGAUGAACAGAUCUUUGUACAAAAAGUUGUACCCGAAACGGAUCAACUUUAUGUACGUUUAGCUUCAAAUGGUGAUCGAGUUUGCAUUAUAAAAUCGGUGGAUAGUUCAACUAUCACUUCUUUCUGUGUGCACGAAUGUGAAGUCUCGUCUCGUAUGGGGUCACGAUUCAUUUUGACAGGGCACUGUAAUGGUGUUAUUCAAAUGUGGGAUCUAACUACAGCGUUGGCGUUAUUUUCAAAAGGUGAACCACAGCAGAAUACCUUUGGCGGACCAGACACACACGAGCUUCUCCGCCUACUUGACCAAUGUGAAAUCAGCAAUAGCCUCAGCUCAACGCCUUGUAUGUCACCGUGUCUAUCAGUGGUUGGAGGCAUGGCAAACGCCGCAAUAGCUCGUAUGAAGGCGAGCAAUGUAGCUCUGCUUAAUCAGCUCCACAAUCAGCAUCAACAAACACCACUACAACAACAGCCACAAGCUCAAUCACAGCAAUCUACCUGCAAUAUGGCUGCGCAACUUCUGCCGCUACAGCAUCAAACACAACAACACCAACAGCUACAACAAAUGCAGCAGCAGCAACAGCAAUAUACUCCUCCACAACAGCCAGUAUCUCAAGGCAUUGGUAACAACGCUGAUUGAAAUGGGGAAGACGCGUGUAUUUUGUCAGCAGUGGCUAUUGCUGUUGCAGAGGUGGCGUUGGUUGGACGUGCCUCAUCGUUGCUAAUGUUUAGACUAGUAAUAGAGUAUGUUCGCAAAUUGUUGAAAAUAAUGCUCUGCUCGAUUAUAUAUGUUUGCUUGUUACGUUAUAUCGCAGCAGCAACUGUGCAACGACAUCGGAAAGGUGGAGAUACUCUAUAAAAUUGGGGCGCCUUUCCUUAAUAUUUUAAAAUGAUUAGAUGUUACUCUUAUAUUUUGUUGAAGUGAUUUUUAAAGGUGAUCAUUCGUAAAAUAUUCUUAGGCAAAUGCAUUAUACUCGUUUACGAAGCACACUUCUGUCUGAAUAUAUCGAAAUAUACACAUACAAUUACCAAAUUUUUAUAUACUUACAUAUGUUACUUUCUUACAUUUAAAUUAAAAUAUAAGCAUGCUCAUCAUAUACAAAAUAAAAUUGGAUAUACAAUUGUAAACAUUAAAAUGUAUAAAUAAAAUUUUAGACCGAAA
Bactrocera dorsalis (oriental fruit fly) is the source of this 3246-nucleotide messenger RNA. RefSeq names its product SH3KBP1-binding protein 1. The record is from RefSeq and is a predicted model, not a curated record. The coding region runs from base 289 to 2724 and encodes 811 amino acids. Gene Ontology annotation, molecular function: protein binding. The transcript is spliced from 5 exons. Lineage: Eukaryota; Metazoa; Arthropoda; Insecta; Diptera; Tephritidae. Gene Ontology annotation, biological process: protein homooligomerization.